CAUCCGGGAACUACUACGAACUCGCUCUCCAACAUGGCGGCGUCAGCUAAGAAGAAGAAUAAGAAGGGGAAGACCCUCACUUUGACUGACUUUCUUGCGGAGGACAGUGGAGGCAGCAGCGUCGCCCCCAGCUAUCCAACCAAGUCCACAAGCUGGGCGGAUGAGACUGAUGACCUGGACGGAGAUGUCUCGACUUCCUGGCACACGGAGGAGGACACGUACAGGGCACCACCCAUCGACCGCUCCAUUCUGCCCACAGCGCCUCGCUCAGCUCGCGAGCCCAAUAUUGACCGGGCAAGGCUCCCCCGCAGCCCGCCAUACACCGCCUUCCUGGGAAACCUGCCCUAUGAUGUCACUGAGGACUCAAUCAAAGACUUCUUCCGCGGCUUGGCAAUCAGUGCAGUGCGUCUGCCUCGAGAGCCCAGUAACCCAGAGAGGCUGAAAGGCUUUGGUUAUGCUGAAUUUGACGACGUAGAAUCCCUCCUCAGGGCUCUCAGCCUCAGCGAGGAAAACCUGGGCAACCGCCGGAUUCGUGUGGAUAUUGCAGACCAGUCAAAUGAUAAAGAAAGAGACAGCGGACUUAUGGGUGGUCGAGACCGAGGUGGGCGAAUGGCUGACAUGGGUCCUGACAAGACAGACAGUGACUGGAGAGCUCGACCAAGUGCGGAUGCUGAUGAUGGACCUCCCAGGAGAGACGAUGCCUUCGGAGACAGAUCACGUGACCGUUACGAGUCUGAUCGUCACAGAGAUGGCCAGCGGUGGGACAGUGAUCGUAAUGAAGGAGGUCGUUACCGGGAUCGCUAUGACAACAGGGACCGCAGAAACAAUGAUGGAGGUUAUGACUCUCGUAGUGGAGGAGGUCGUCGUAACUUUGGUAGUGGUUUCCGCCGUGAUUAUGAUGACAGUCAGGGUAGCAAUGAUCGCUACGGGGACCGGGAUCGUUACGGAGAUCGAGAUCGUUACGGGGACCGGGAUCGCUAUGGGGACAGGGAUCGUUACGGAGACCGGGAUCGUUAUGGAGAUCGAGAUCGUUACGGAGAACGGGAUCGUUACGGGGACCGUGAAGACCGGCACGACAGGCGUGAAGAGAGAGCUCCUCAGCAGAGACCCAAGUUGAACCUGAAGCCUCGUAGUGUACCUAAAGAGGAGGAAAGCGCCGGCAGUGGUGGCACUUCACCUGCUGCCACUUCAAGCUCCAGCAGCAGGGCCUCGUCCAUCUUUGGCGGAGCAAAACCCGUUGACACAGCAGCAAAGGAGAGGGAGGUGGAGGAGAGGCUGAAGAAGGAGGAGGAGAGACUGCAGAGGCAGCUGGAGGAGGACAAAGGCAGGGGACCGGACAGAAAGAUGAGGGACAGGGACCCGAGCUGGCGCAACGAGGAAUCUCAUACUGAGCGAUCCCGCACAGGAAGCGAGUCUUCACAGCAAGGAAGCACUUCUGGAAGAGGGUCACGGUGUCGAGAUAGCGAGCGCUCCGGUGAGAAUGAGGUAUUCAGCGGGGUAGAAGGUGGCUCCACUUCCCCUGGGUCCUCAUCCCGGCCCCCCUCCACCAGCUCUUCUAAAGAGCCAUUGAAGGUGAUGCCUGCACCUCCUCCCAAGGAGAAUGCAUGGGCCAAGAGAAGUGCAGCCAGCACAGGCUCUAAUGAGGGCGAUGGUCGAGCUCCGAUCUCCCCGGUCUCCCCAGGCGGUUCAGCUCCUCCCAAGUUCAGCUCCUCAAGUUCUGCAGAUGAAAGAGGAUCUGGAAAGGAUGAGAACAAGGCUGAUGGUGUGCGUCGGGACCGGGGGCCCCCACGAGCACGAGGGGGGCCUGCAGGGCCUGGAGCUGGGCGGGGGCGAGGAGAGGGGCCCAACAGAGACCGAAGGAAGGAGGCAGACAGAAAGGACAACAGAAGAGACCGAGACUCCAGACCACCCCCAGAGCCAAAGAAAUACGAAGAGACCCCAACCCCCAAGUUCAGCUCAGCCAGUAAGUACGCCGCUUUGCUAAUGGAUGGUGACCAAGGAGAAGACGCAGAUGACGCCGAUUAGAGGGAAAACAACGAGAUACAGAGAAAGCGAUGAAUGCAAGAAGAAAAAAAUAAUAAUCUCACAUAGCGUAUGGGAAAAAAAAAUCUCCUCACAUGGAUGUGGCUCCUGGGAAGGGAGGGUGAAUCAUCACCCCUCUCUGUUUUCCUCUUACAAACCUGUCCUUUAAUUUCAAACCAUUCACCCAUCCCUCCUCCCCCUGCUCCACCUUCAGGACUCUUCAGGUUCUAAAGAAUAGUCACAUACUGGACUUGUUUUAAAUGGAACAGAGGAAUACAUGACACAUGAAAACGUGAUGGAUAAGAUUGAAUUAAUUGUAAUAAAUAAAUGGAAAAAGUGGGGAAAAAUGAUUUUUGUAUAUUUGUGGAUCACAGGCGCAUCUAAUGACUGAAGAUGGAGCUUAUAAACGUGUUUUGGUUUUUUUUUCUCUCUCCUUUAUUGACUUUUUAGAAAUGCAAAACAUCAUUACAAGCCCUUCUGUAUACGUUAUUAAAUAAUUUGAUGUUAUAAGAGUAUUUUAAAAAAUAUACAAGUGUACUGCUGAAAUUUGAAAAUCCCGUCUUCCAGUACUCAUUAUCAUGAGCAUUGAGACAAAACCUGCUAAUUUAACGAUUUUUCCAAUCAUGUGAUUCACCAUUCAACAAAUAAGUUGGUCGACGGUGUUAACAAAAGGAUUCCCAAACAUAUUUUUGCAGGAUUUAUAUUUUCACAGUUGCAGGGAAGGAAGGAAGAAAGAAAAAAGCCACCACACAAUUUUAUCUUGAGAAUCAAUUAAGUGCCAUUAUUACAAUCCCCAUCAUUGUACAGAUGUCCCUCUGUUUCUAUACCUUAGAAUUAGACCAGUUAAAUGCUCAUGGUACUCCAGUAUCCAGUCAAGUUAACAGAUCUGUGUAAAUCAUUCAUUGCCCCUGAAGGAGUACUAAUCUACGGAGAAAGGGUGGAUUUGCUUGGGGGGGGGAGUGUUCAUGAGGUUAUAUGAACCUGUCUUCCAAUUUGUAAUAAAUUGGGGUCAUCAUGUGAAAUCAAAAAGUAUGGUUAUUAAAGUUCUAAUGUGGGAAAA
Messenger RNA from Neolamprologus brichardi, 3082 nucleotides. RefSeq names its product eukaryotic translation initiation factor 4Ba (gene eif4ba). Lineage: Eukaryota; Metazoa; Chordata; Actinopteri; Cichliformes; Cichlidae. The record is from RefSeq and is a predicted model, not a curated record. Gene Ontology annotation, molecular function: RNA binding.